CCUAUUUCAGCCCCUGACGCACUGCCUCUGGGGAGGAAACGGAGCCGCAAACUCAGUCCUGCUCUGCUGUACACGGUGCAGGGCAGAGGGAGAGCCAAUCACCGAAACGCACAGGCUCCCUUUAAGCCUGACAUAUCUCCAACAGGAACAAAUUGUCCCAACAAUCAACAUCCCAAUCUGCUGCGCGCAUCAGGGGCUAGAGAGGAGUGGAGAUCCUACAGGCCCUCGCUUGCGCGGAAGGAUUGGAGUGGGUAGCAUCGCGAGAAGAAGCUCGAAUAGACGCUUAAGAUAAAGAACAGCUUUCGGUUUGGAUACCGACUUUCAGGGCGGAGGAGAGAGCUCGGACAUCAUGUCUAUACUUCCGUCCUUUGGGUUUACGCAGGAACAAGUGGCGUGCGUUUGUGAGGUGCUGCAGCAGGGAGGAAACCUGGAGAGACUCGGUCGCUUCCUGUGGUCUCUGCCUGCCUGCGAUCACCUCCACAAGAACGAGAGCGUCCUCAAAGCUAAGGCGGUGGUGGCCUUUCAUCGUGGGAACUUCAGGGAGCUCUAUAAGAUCCUGGAGAGCCAUCAGUUUUCCCCGCACAACCACCCAAAGCUGCAGCAGCUGUGGCUGAAGGCGCACUACGUGGAGGCGGAGAAGCUGCGCGGCCGGCCGCUCGGAGCUGUAGGGAAGUACCGCGUGAGGAGGAAAUUCCCGCUGCCCCGCACGAUAUGGGACGGCGAGGAGACCAGCUACUGCUUUAAAGAGAAGUCCAGGGGCGUCCUGAGAGAGUGGUACACACACAACCCUUACCCGUCCCCGCGUGAAAAGAGAGAGCUGGCCGAGGCCACGGGACUGACCACCACACAGGUCAGCAACUGGUUCAAAAACAGACGGCAGAGGGACAGAGCUGCGGAGGCCAAAGAGAGGUAGGCUUUUACGCAGACAGACAGACAGACAGACAGACAGACACUGAAGUUGACGAGAAAAUGAAGGUGCAACUUUAUUUAUGUCUCCAAACUGUGUCCACAAGUAACCAAAGACGAAAACACAGGAUCCACACAAUGCUCGGACAGAAAGCACAGAAUACAUUGUAAAGUGUAACAGAUAGGAAUUGACUCAUUUCUUGUUUAUUGUGAAUUAUUUCUAAAUUUUGAUUCCUAUUUUUAUUCCUUAUUCAAACCCAUCCUUAUAACGGUGCUGAUGGAUAAAGAAAAGCUGCUUGUUGACAAAUGCUGAGCUUUCCUCGCAACAACUAAAACACUUUGACUCGUCUUGUCUUGAAUUUUAACAUGAAAUAUCUCAAAUCUGCACCAGAAACAGAGAUAUAGCGUUUUAGGCUUUUUACAGCUUAAAAAUACGCAGUUAUUUUAUCAUAUUUUAGAAAUUUGUCUUACUUUUUUUUUUUCUUUUUUUUUUUUUUUUGAUGGAGCUGGAGGUUAAAUUAGGUUACAGUGCAUUGAAACAUCUGGAUAAAGAGACGUAAUAAACAGGCUGUAAACGUGAUGAAAAAUUAGAAGAAAAUAUAUUUAAAGCAGAAAAAAAUGAGGAAAGUACAAAACAUGUGACGCUUUUAAUAGUUUGGUGCUUUAGCAAAACAACUAUGGCUGCCGUCACCCAACAGGCCCAACACAUGCGUAAAAUGCCUCUUUAAUACAAGUCAAGAAUAGUGCGUAUUUUCCCUCUAAUUUUCCUCUUGCUGUCAUUUCCAGAGAGAACAGUGAAAACAAUAACGCAGGCGGCAACAAACAGAACCAGCUGUCGCCGCUGGACGGAGGAAAGUCUCUCAUGUCCAGCUCGGAGGACGAGUUUUCUCCCCCUCAGAGCCCCGAUCAGAACUCAGCGCUUUUGCUCCAGGGCAACAUGAGCCAUCCCGGGGCCUCCGCGUACCCCAUGUCCGGCCUGGGGGCCCCUCAGCCGGUGCACAGCAUGCACGGACACCCGCACCAACUGCAGGACUCCUUGUUGGGACCUCUAACGUCCAGUCUCGUGGAUUUGGGCUCUUAAAGAGGCUGCCAGUUUAUUUCAUUUUACGAAAACGUGGAUAAAAAAAGGAGACUGAUAAUCAGAUUGAGUACAUGUAUGAAAUAACACUAUAGUAGCCUACCUGAUAAUAUAGACUGACUGUCUGUCGUUAAAUUUGGUUAGAACAAAAUCCUUUAUGCGCUUAACCUGUGUAUCAGCCCUGACAGGAGACCCCCUUUUUUCUCAUCUCCUGCAUAUAGCCCAAAACACACAAACAGGACCUGACUGAAACUCUUAAACUCAACGAGACACUUAACUUAACUGGACUGGCCCUUUUGCUUAAUUUAUGAGAUUUUGUUGAAAAAAAAAAAAAAAAGAAAUAGAGCAACCUCCUGGAAACUAAGAGGUAACGUUUUCAUUAGUCAUGGUAAUUAGUUUCCAAUAAAACAAAAAUACAAAAAUGUCCCUGUGUUGUUUGUGUUCAUGGUGAAGAAAAAAGACUCAGGCCCUGAAACCAAACGAUUCGGUGUUAUAAAGGCUUAAAAAAUUAAACAUUAUAGGCAGAUUUGACCACAGUAGGAAAGAGCGUAAUGCUGAUUUUAUAGCACUCAUUUUGAAAAACGGAAAGCACUGAAUUGAAGUAAAAAAAGGCUCAGUAAUGUCAUUGAAUUGAAGUGAUUGGAU
This is a messenger RNA of Xyrichtys novacula (pearly razorfish), 2629 nucleotides long. The record is from the annotation of a GenBank genome assembly. Lineage: Eukaryota; Metazoa; Chordata; Actinopteri; Labriformes; Labridae.